ACGGUGCGCUUGCCGCUCAGCGCUCAAGCGACACGACGCGCCCCAGACGACCCCGCCGACGCAGCCAGACCACCCAGCGGGUCCCAGUGGCGGCGGCGGCAAGAGCGGCCCCGGGUCCCGCGCCUCGGACCCCUCCCCACGGACGGGGCGGGCGGCGCCGAUAGGAGCCCGGAGGCCAUGGGGACCUGGGCCAGGCUAGCGAUCGCGGGCCAGCGGGAGCCCCGGGUCUGAGGAACGGGCGACGGAGGCGGCAGGGCCAUGACCUCGGUGUGGAAGCGCUUGCAGCGCGUGGGCAAGCGGGCCGCCAAGUUCCAGUUUGUGGCCUGUUACCACGAGCUGGUGGUGGAGUGCACCAAGAAAUGGCAACCGGAUAAGCUGGUGGUAGUGUGGACCCGGCGGAACCGACGCAUCUGCUCCAAGGCCCACAGCUGGCAGCCGGGCAUCCAGAACCCAUACCGGGGCACCGUGGUGUGGAUGGUACCUGAGAAUGUGGACAUCUCUGUGACCUUAUACAGGGACCCACACGUGGACCAGUAUGAGGCCAAAGAGUGGACGUUUGUUAUUGAGAAUGAGUCCAAGGGGCAGCGGAAGGUGCUGGCCACGGCUGAGGUGGACCUGGCCCGCCAUGCAGGGCCUGUGCCUGCCCAAGCCUCACUGCGGCUGCGGCUGAAGCCCAAGUCAGUGAAGGUGGUGCAGGCCGAGCUGAGCCUCACUCUCUCUGGGGUGCUGCUGCGGGAGGGCCGUGCCACGGAUGAUGACAUGCAGAGUCUUGCGAGCCUCAUGAGCAUGAAGCCUAGUGACGUGGGCAACUUGGAAGACUUUGCUGAGAGUGACGAGGAGGCUAAUGGUCCAGGGGGCCCGGAGGCGCGGGCUCGUGUCCUCCAGCCAGAUACUUCUCGGGAGCUGAAGACACUCUGUGAGGAGGAGGAAGAGGGCCGAUUUCGGCCCCAGCAGGCAGCUGCCAGCCCUUCUAGUGCCGAGGAUACCAGCCCAGCCCCUGUGAGUGCCCCUGUGCCCCCAGCCAGGGCUUGCCGGGGCCAGGGGUCAGAACCAGCUCCUGGAGCAGGGGGCCAGGUGGGGCCCAAGGCCCCAAGGCCCCCCAGAACCCCACCAGAGACAAGGUCCUCAAGACAGCCAGGCCAGGACGCGGCCCCCAGCCCGGCCCCUCGGCUCCGGAAAGGCUCUGAUGCCCCCUGGCCCCCAGUCCCCCAAGGGGGAGAUGAGGCCCCCAACGCCUCAGGGGCUCCCCCAGCAGGCGUGAAUUCUGCUGUGGAGACCCAGGCCUGGGCAAGCCCUCAGAAAGGGACAGAGGCCCAGGGAACCGGGCUGGGCCCAGGCACUGGGGACAGAGAUUCCAGCAACUCUUUGGAAGGGCAGAAACCCAAGGUUGAGGAGGGGGGCAUUGGGGACAGGCCAGAGGCUAGUGGGGUGGACACUGAGCAUGGGUCAGGAGUCAGAGAGGUGAACAGUAAGAGGUCAGAGGUCAGAGCUGGGGAGGCUGAAGAGAGUUUAGAAGUUGGUCAGGUGGAUGCUGAGCAGAGGUCAAAGGUGAGACACGUGGACACUAAGGGACCAGAGGCUACAGGGGUGACAUCUGAGGCAAGAUUCAAGGGAACUCCUGAGGCUCCUCCAAGGGGCUCUCAGGGCAGGACAGGGGUCAGGACCAGGGAAGAGGCUCCCACCGUCCUGAGCCCACCCCCAGCAGAGCCAGCAGGGCAAUCCAGGCAUCUCAGUGACCUCAAGGGGGCCAGGGCUGCUGAGGGCCAGGAGAGAGAGGGUGCAGAGGUGAGGGGUGGAGCCCCUGGUGUUGGGGGGACAGGCCUGGAGCAGGGCCCCUCUGCUGGAGCAGCAAGCGCCAGGCCCCAGGUGAGCCAGUACCAGGGGACCCCACCAGCAGCUGACCAGGGGGUGAUGUCCAGGGAUAUGAGGGUCUGGGAAGUAGAAACUGGGGAUUUGAGGGUCCUGGGAACAGAAGCUGCGGUGACAGAAUCAGAGUUAUUGGGGACCCAGGAGACAGAAGUGGGUGGGUCAGGGUUCCCCGAGAUAGAGACUGAGACAGCAGAAGUGGAGAUAUUGGGGACCCAGGAGACAGAGGCAGUGAGAUCAGGGGUCCUGGAGUCAGAGGCUGCUGAGAUGGCAGAGUCUGAGGAACUAGGGACCCAGAAAACAGAAGUGAGGGUUUUAGGGGCCCCAGGGGCAGAGGCCGGGAUGGAAGAGUGUGAGGUACUGGGGACCCAGGAAACAGAGGCUGUGGGUACAGGAGUUCUGGGGACAAAGACUAGGAUGUCAGAGAUUGAGAUACUACGGUUCCAGGAGAUAUCUGGGGGUUCACGGGUACUGAAGAUAGAAGCUGAGACAACAGAAUCUGAAAUAUUGGGGGCCCAGAAGACAGAGAUGGGGUGUUCAGGGGUCUCAGAGACAAAAUCUAAAAUAACAGGGAUGCAGGAGACAGAGUUAGGGGGUUCUGAGGUCCCAGGGACAGAGACUGAGACAUUGGGGACCCAGGAGACAGAGGUGGAAGAUUCACAGUUCUCAGGGCCAGAGGCUAGAAUGGCAAAGGCUCAGGGUCUGGGGACUCAACAGACAGAAACUACAGUUUUAGAGGCUGAGAAGGCAAAGGCUCAGACUUCUGGGGUCCAGAAGGCAGAGACUGGACUCUGGGAGACCCUCAAAUAUGAGGCUUUAGGGGCCCCAGUCAUAAAGCAUGGAAUUUUAGGGUCCCAGGGAGCAGAGGCAGAAACUACAGUUUUGAGGGGCCAGGAGGUGGAGGCUGGGAUUUUGGGGGUUUCAGAGGCCAUGUCUGGGGUUUGGGGGGCCGAGGAAGCAGAGACGGAGGUUUCAGGGGCUUCAGAGAACCAAUCUGGUAUUUUUGAGGCCCAGGAAGCAGAGGCUGGGGUCUCAGGAACCGAGAAGGGAAAAGAAGCUGAGGGAAACCUCCCAGAGGCCAGCCUGAUUGAGGCGCAGGUGGCCAGUGGGGCAGGGGCUGGGCUGCCCAGGCCCUCGGGGGCCUCUUCCCCAGAGGAGCCUGAAGAGGACAGGAGGCUGCCGGGCAGCCAGGCACCACCCGCCCCGGUCAGCUUCAGUCAGUCCCUGCUGGAGUGGUGCCAGGAAGUCACCACCGGCUACCGUGGCGUCUGCAUCACCAACUUCACGACAUCCUGGCGCAAUGGCUUGGCCUUCUGUGCCAUCCUGCACCGAUUCUACCCGGACAAGAUCGACUUUGCCUCCCUGGACCCACUCAGCAUCAAACAGAACAACAAGCAGGCCUUUGAUGGCUUCGCGGCCCUGGGCGUGUCGAGGCUUCUGGAGCCGGCGGACAUGGUGCUGCUGUCGGUGCCCGACAAGCUCAUCGUCAUGACGUACCUGUGCCAGAUCCGCGCCUUCUGCACGGGGCAGGAGCUGCAGCUGGUGCAGCUGGAGGGCGACGGCGGCGCCGGCACGUACCGCGUGGCCAGCGCCCAGUCGAGCCCGCCCGACGAACUGGACGCCGGCGGCCUGGCGCAGCGGCUGCGCGAGCACUGGGCCGAGGCGCCCCAGGAGCCCCAGGAGGCCGCGACCCGCGCGGACGGGAUGGCCCCCGAGGCGGCCUCCAAGGACCGCGGGGCCGAGGCCGCCCAGGAGGCGCGCUCCGCGGAGGCCCCAGCCGACGGCCCUGGAGCCCGGGCGUCCGUGCCCCCGACAGAGGGGCUGGUGAACGGGAUGGAGGCGCCGGGCGCCGCGGGCGGCGUGAGGCUGCGGCGGCCGUCGGUCAAUGCGGAGGCCGGGCCCGUGCCCCCGCCCCGCGCGCACGGCUCCUUCUCCCACGUGCGCGACGCUGACCUGCUGAAGAAGAGGCGCUCACGGCUGCGGAACAGCAGCUCCUUCUCCGGGGACGACCCGGACGCGGGAGCCGGGGGAGCUGCUGGAGCGGCGGCGGAAGUCGUGAGCCCUGACCCCAGCCCUGCCCCACAGCAGGCCCCUGGUGGGACUCCCCCAUCAGAGGAGCUACCCCCAAGCCCAGCGGAGGAGGCCGGGCUGCAACGGUUCCAGGACACAAGUCAGUAUGUGUGCGCAGAACUACAGGCCCUGGAGCAGGAACAGAGGCAGAUAGAUGGGCGGGCGGCCGAGGUGGAGACGCAGCUGAGGAGCCUCAUGGAGUCAGGUGCCAACAGGCUGCAGGAGGAGGUACUGAUCCAGGAGUGGUUCACACUGGUCAACAAGAAGAACGCUCUCAUCCGGAGGCAGGACCAGCUGCAGCUGCUCAUCGAAGAGCAGGACUUGGAGCGGAGGUUCGAGCUGCUGAGCCGGGAGCUACGGGCCAUGUUGGCCAUUGAAGACUGGCUGAAAACGGCCGCGCAGCAGCACCGGGAGCAGCUCCUGUUGGAGGAGCUGGUGUCGCUGGUGAACCAGCGUGACGAGCUGGUCCGGAACCUGGACCAGAAGGAACGGACCGCCCUGGAGGAGGACGAGCGCCUGGAGCGCGGCCUGGAGCAGCGGCGCCGCAAGCUGAGCCGGCAGCUGAGCCGGCGCGGACACUGUGUGCUGAGCUGAGGCCGCGAGGGCCCAGACGUCUUCGCCCCUCCCGGUCCGUCCAGACCGCAGCUUUUCUCCCCGUCGCGCCCGGUCGCCGCUUCGGGCCUGCGCUCCGGAGGACCGGACCCUCCCCGAUGCCGCUCGUGGCCAGUAGGGGCCGUCGUCACCCUUUACCAGGAGGGGACGCGCGGCCCUUCAGGCCCCGACGGACAGGGGCGGCUGGGCGGCCGCGCCGCCCGGUCGUAUUUAUUAGUCCGUGUGAGUGUGUGUGCGUGUGUUCGUGGUGGGCUGGGGGGUCCCAGGCGCGCCCCCCCAGAACCCCUCCCCGAGGGCAGGACCCGACCGGCCAGCACCGCGGGAGAGGGACGGCUCGUGAACUGCCGCGUCCCCGCCCUCCCCCUUCUUCCUGUUCCUCGGGAGCAAUAAAGUUAGAAAAGGCCAA
Mesoplodon densirostris (Blainville's beaked whale) is the source of this 4954-nucleotide messenger RNA. RefSeq names its product EH domain binding protein 1 like 1 (gene EHBP1L1). NCBI's taxonomy places the organism in Eukaryota, Metazoa, Chordata, Mammalia, Artiodactyla, Ziphiidae. The transcript has 19 exons. Bases 259 to 4530 code for a protein of 1423 amino acids. The record is from RefSeq and is a predicted model, not a curated record. Gene Ontology annotation, molecular function: protein binding.